This is a messenger RNA of Kogia breviceps (pygmy sperm whale), 2070 nucleotides long. NCBI's taxonomy places the organism in Eukaryota, Metazoa, Chordata, Mammalia, Artiodactyla, Physeteridae. The record is from RefSeq and is a predicted model, not a curated record.
GCUCUCAGCUUCAUUCUGAGCCGAGCCCGGUUCCGAGGGCAGGUAGCUCCGCAGACGGCGGCGGCGGCGACGACAGCGACGGCGACGGCGGCGGACUGAGCUCCGGGGCAGCCCGCUCCCUCCUCCCGGUCUCUCAUUCCCCGCGAUCAGCAUGAAAGCCUUCAGUCCAGUGAGGUCCGUUAGGAAAAACAGCCUUUCGGACCACAGCCUGGGCAUCUCCCGGAGCAAAACCCCGGUGGACGACCCGAUGAGCCUGCUGUAUAACAUGAACGACUGCUACUCCAAGCUCAAGGAGCUGGUGCCCAGCAUCCCCCAGAACAAGAAGGUGAGCAAGAUGGAAAUCCUGCAGCACGUCAUCGACUACAUCUUGGACCUGCAGAUCGCCCUGGACUCGCACCCCACUAUUGUCAGCCUGCACCACCAGCGACCCGGGCAGAGCCAGGCGUCCAGGACGCCGCUGACCACCCUAAACACGGACAUCAGCAUCCUGUCCUUUCAGGCUUCUGAAUUCCCUUCUGACUUAAUGUCAAAUGACAGCAAAGCGCUCUGUGGCUGAAUAAAUGGUGAGUGUUUGCUUGUGCCUCGCGUUGAACUGGCGCUUGGAGUGUGUGUGUGCGCGCGCGCGCGUGUGUACUUGCGUAUCUGUAAAAUGUUUGGCUUGGUAAAUGAAUGUGUACUUCGUUGUAUUACACGUAGUACAUUGUUUACACGUACUCUAGACAUGAAGGGGGCCUCUAGCUCCUGUUACUCAAAAUCCCACGACAUUUUCCUUAAAAAAAAAAAAAAAAAUGAUGCCAGGAACUUACUUACUCUGAAGGUGGAGGAGACAAAUGUGUACUGGCUUCUGUGGGCACGUAACAUACUCCGGCUGUCUUCUGCUAUCGCUCUGGUACUAUGAGGUACUAACCUCCAUAUAAUUAAUCUUAUCGCCGCAAAUUCCAUAGGGAUCCUCCUUCCCCAAAACUGCAGCCCUCUGGGAUUCAGCUAACCCGAGCAUUGCUGCCCUGUGCCUCAGACCCUGUGAUGUGGGAUUCCGACUUCCCUAUCUGUUAACGAAAGGGCUGUUUUCAAUCAAAUAAUUGUUACAAGAAGCAGACUGGCGCCUGUGAGCACUGCCGUUGGAGAUCCAAAUAAGAGAUGGCGUGGGGAAGCUUUCCCCCAGUCUCUGCUAUUUUCAUGUUUUAUUUGCGCUGUCCAGGCCGAGUAUGUGUGUUGCAUCUGGACGCCGGGGUUUGCCCAACGUUUGAGUGUUUGGUUCAGUGUUCAGACUGCGGCUUCCUCCUGGCACCAGUCUGCCGCCUCUGCCCUUGGGUUAAAACCUCCUAACACCCCCUUCUCUCCCAGUCUUUUGCAGGCGCUGACUUUUUGUUUCCUUUGCACAAUAACAACAACAACUCCACAGGCUCUUUUAAGGCGCUGAACUCACUUUUCAACCCUUUCCCAAGGAGGACAACAAGUCAAAGGGACCUUUUUUAAAAAUGGAAGGAAAACUAAGAAUGAUCAACUUCCCCAGGGUGUUUUCUGACAUGGACUGUGAUAUUAGUUAUUUAUGAAAAAGACUUUUAAAUGCCCUUUCUGCAGUUGGAAGGUUUUCUUUAUAUACUAUUCCCACCAUGGGGAGCGAAAACGUUAAAAUCACAAGGAAUUGCCCAAUUUAAGCAGACUUUGCCUUUUUUCAAAGGUGGAGCGUGAAUACCGGAAGGAUCCAGUAUUCAGUUACUUAAAUGAAGACUUUCGGUCAGAAAUUACCUUUUUGACGCAAGCCUACUGAAUGCUGUGUAUAUAUUUAUAUAUAAAUAUAUAUAUAUUGAGUGAAACCUUGUGAACUCUCUAAUUAGAGUUUUCUUGUACAGUGGCAGAAAUGUAUAUUUCUGCAUACAAAGUGUAAUGAUAUACUUAUUCAUGCUAAACUUUUUAUAAAAGUUUAGUUGUAAACUUAACCCUUUUAUACAAAAUAAAUCAAGUGUGUUUAUUGAAUGGUGAUUGCCUGCUUUAUUUCAGAGGACCAGUGCUUUGAUUUUUAUUAUGCUGUUAUAUAACUGAACCCAAAUAAAUACAAGUUCAAAUUUA